AUGGACAGUCUCGAACAUGAAUUCGAGCAUCCUAAGAAACGCCGGCGGCGUGAAGUUGAACGGAAACCGCUAAGCGUUCGACUGGCAUUUGACGACACAGUCAAGACCCAUGCUGCCCUGAUAUCCCAGGGACUUUGGUCGAAAUUGACGGGCGGUACUAAUGAUGCACAUAACUCGACGAACAACCUGUUCAUUGCCCUCACUCCUUCGUCCCCUCUCCAUACCGAGCUGCAAGAUUCUACAUGGACUAUUCUCCCAGUAAAACUCCGCGAGCCACAAUCUUCGACAGACGGCUUGGAACAGGCCGACAUCAUCAAGCUUUCCCCAAACUCCUCUGCGUGUCAAUCGAUCCUCAAGACCUACGCGACAAUCGACCGAGAUCGACAUCCGGGGCAUGUUCCCAAGUCAAUCGAGAUUCGGACAAUCACCACGAGACCUCUUACACUAGAAACCAUCUAUGUUUCCGUUGAGAAGGGCAUGCUUGAGAAAAUCGAUGACAUCCAGGCCAAGUUUGGUGGAGGUUUUCAAUAUGGAAGGCAUGUGAAGGUUGACAGGAAGUCCUCGACGCCCAAUGGUGUGUUGCAGAAUGUGCCUCCAAUUACCGGUCGACUAGCAUCGCUUGUCCGAGAUGCGCUUUCUCAAUUACCUGUGGUUCAUUCUGGAGAUGUCUUUCCUCUACCACUGCCGGCCCAUCCCAUCACUCAUGUUCGACCACCUCCCGCCAUUGUGGUCGAAUGUGAGCCGGUGUCUCAAGGAAAGAUCUCUGCAAAGACCAAGAUCGUUCUGAUUCAGACAGGUUCGUCACAAGAGAAGGCUCUUUCGAAAUUGGCACCCGUUCAACCGAUAAUCGAAGAGUCGCUGGAAGAUACCGCCGAGGACACCUCGAAUGAUCAGUUUUAUUCGGCGGCCGAGGAUAGACAGACGGAAACAGGAUCAGACGACGACGAUGACUUGUCUGACGAAGAAUCGGGUACUGACUCAGCCCAUGAGGAAAGCGACGAAGAUUCCGACUCGAUGGACGAUAUGAUUUCGCUUAGCGCACCUGGGCUGCCACCACAACAGGCUGGAACGUUAUCGGCCAUGACUGCAGCAACUCCAAGACCUGGUGGGAAAAGAGCUACAGGCACGCAUACCCCCGGCUCCCUCUACUCGAGCUUCACGUCUGUGACGGCAAGGGGUGGCAGCCGCCCGGGCAAGGUGUUCCGCACCGAGGCCCUCCUUCGCAAAGUUCCGAUAGAGCUGAUGCACCCUCAGCCCAGUCUCGAGGAUGAUGAGGAGUCAUUUGUCUUUAUUGACACCAGCACGCUUGCCAAAAUUGGGUGUUUUUCCGGCGAUUGGGUUCGAAUAGAGGUCGCCAGAAAUGUGAGCGCUCAAGGGUUCCCGCACUCGGCCCUUCGAGGUCUCGGUGGAUUUGUAGAAGAAGAGUCUGACUGGCGAACGGUCAAGGUGUUUGGUCUUUCGGGGCUGGCAAAUUUGCAGCCACGUUACGCUGUUGACAAGACCGGUGAUCGGAGGUCGAGCUUUUCGCAGAGGGACCUCCUGUUGCCGUUCUCACCAGUGGUCUAUCUUUCUCCCGUCCUUUUGGCCAAUCUCGCGAAUGCACAGUACGUCAAGCUCGGAGCUUUGCCUACACCUCCCCGGCACGAUCUCAAAUCAAUCCAUCCACCACGGUCCAGUACGUUCAAAUCCCCGCCAAUUGCGAAGGAGGUCGUUCUGUCGAAGAUCGCCGACCCGACGACGACGAAUCCCGCUUUCCAGCCCACUUUAUUCUCAUCCCUGCAAUAUCACCUCCAAAGCAAAAAGCGCGUUCUAAAGAAAGGUGAUCUCAUUGCGGUGCCGAUAGACCAGGAGUUGGCGAAGGCUCUCACGUCUCAAGCAGGUUCAGAUGAGACGCCGAGUGAAGAUGAGACCAUCAAACGACUCAACACUCCCGAGACCGUGGGCAACUCGCGAUUUGCCAUUGCAUGGUUUUCUGUGCAACAAAUCCACACUGAACAGGCGGGCACUCAAACCGAAGAGGAGCAAGGCAUAUGGGGCGGAGCUGUGACCCUUGACAGUCUACAAACAAGGGCCUCCCAAAGUGGCACAACCAUCCAAUCAGUCUCACACCUCACAGAGAUCUGGACCCGUUACUGGAUUGGCAUCAGUAAACUGCCACAGCAGAACGUACACCGAGUCGACCACGUUCCUACGGCAACAGAUAUACCGUCCCUGGACAAACUUCCAUUAGAGACACGUUUGUCUGGGUUGAUCUCCGCUGCGGUCAGCAACCGUGCUAUCAGUCUGGGGCUUCCACCCCUUGUCAUAUUGUUAUACUCUACCCAACGACAAAUCGGCAAAUCGUACAUUGCGGAAUCUGCGUGCUCAGCUAUCGGCGUACACGUCUUUCCCAUUUCCGCACACGAUCUGUUGUCUGAGAAUGCCUCUACCACAGGAGGUGGUGAUACCAAGACCGAAGCAUUGCUACGUACCAGAGCUGAACGGGCACUCACAGGGGGUGCUCAACAGACAGCCUUGCUCAUCCAGCACAUUGAUGCUCUGACUGCGGAUAGAAUGGUGCCUGUGUUACAGGAGAUCAUUUCAGAGUCUCGUGUGCUAAUCGCGACCACCUCCAAAAUCGAUGACAUUCCUGCCGGAAUCCGCAGUCUAUUCUCUCAUGAACUGGAGGUAACAGCACCAGAUGAAAAAGCCAGAGAACUCAUCCUUCGCAACGCGUGCGUUUCUCUCUCAACACCGCUGUCGCCCACUGUCAAUCUGAAAUCAAUUGCUCUUCAGACCGCGGCGUUGGUGGCUGGUGACCUGCUCGAUGUCGUGAAUCGAGCUUUGCUUGCACGGUCGACUCGUCUGUUGUCACUGGCAGAGUCCCAAAGCUGUGAUAUUUCCGACAUUUCCAUCUCUGGAGGCCAAACAGCCACGCAUCUACUCCCUAGUGACUUCACUCGCGCCAUUGCCGCUGCACGAUCGAGUUUCUCGGAUGCCAUCGGAGCUCCCAAGAUCCCAACCGUCACGUGGCAAGAUGUCGGAGGGCUCUCGUCGCAGAAGGACGCCAUUAUGGAAACAAUUUCUUUGCCUCUCACCCAUCCCGAACUAUUUGCCAAUGGCAUCCGAAAGCGGUCAGGUAUCUUGUUUUACGGACCUCCAGGAACCGGGAAGACUUUGCUGGCAAAGGCAAUUGCUACCGAGUUCAGUCUCAACUUCUUCAGCGUCAAAGGCCCUGAGUUGCUGAAUAUGUAUAUUGGUGAAUCGGAAGCUAAUGUCCGCCGGGUUUUCCAACGUGCUAGGGAUGCUCGUCCGUGUGUGGUCUUUUUCGAUGAGCUGGAUUCGGUGGCACCAAAACGUGGAAACCAAGGUGACAGCGGUGGUGUUAUGGAUCGGAUUGUAUCCCAGCUCCUUGCCGAGCUCGAUGGAAUGUCAAGUGGCGGCGGAGGGGAUGAAGACGGGGACUCUAAAUCAACGUCAAACGGCGGCGGUGUCUUUGUUAUCGGCGCAACGAACAGACCAGACCUUCUCGACCCAGCACUUCUCCGACCGGGCCGGUUCGACAAGAUGCUAUAUCUCGGUGUGGCCGACUCGCACGACCAGCAGGUUACGAUAUUGAAAGCGCUAACAAGAAACUUUACCCUGGCUCCAGAUGUCGACCUCUUGAGCGUCGCACGCCGGUUGCCUUUCACCUAUACCGGUGCGGACCUCUAUGCAUUGUGCAGUGAUGCCAUGCUCAAGGCGAUUACGCGGAAGACGCGAUCCGUGGACGAGAAGGUGCAACAGAUCAGUAAGGCCCGUGGUGAAGACAUCAGCACCGGGUACUUCUUCGAUCAUUUGGCCACUGAGGAGGAUGUACAGGUCGUUGUAGGCGAAGAAGAUUUCAUGGCAGCUCAGAACGAGUUGGUGGGUAGUGUGAGCAAGAAAGAACUGGAACAUUUUGAGAGGAUCCGCAAGCUGUUCGAGGAACAAGACAUCACUGUGACACCGUCCACCAACGGCGAGAAGGGCCGUGAUCCUUCGACUUUGCCUCUACGUUCCCCACCAGCGCCACAGCCGACUCCUCAAGCAAGACCGGAACCUCUUGCAAAGGACCAAACUCGAGCCCCUCCGCUGCAGCUCAAGGACAAGGGCAAGGGCAAACAGAAGGAGGUCAACACGUUGAACUCGAAUCACACGCCACCGCUGAUUUCUCCGACCCAUCUCUUACAAUCUAACAAGACUGUACCACGGAUCGGCAAUCCCGACUCUGGCAACUCGUCCGACGCAGACAAUUCUGACUUUGGGUUCAGCAUGAGACCGACCCAUAUGAACGGAAGUGCGACGAUGAAUGGAACAGGGACAUCUGUCGAAAACAAGGGCAAAGGCAAAAUGAGGGAGUUGGCUCCAGAAGCAUUGACAGAUGGAUUUGUGGAUGGUGUUGAGGGGGACGACGAAGGGCUAUACGAUGAUUGA
This is a messenger RNA of Fonsecaea pedrosoi CBS 271.37, 4434 nucleotides long. RefSeq lists its product as uncharacterized. Gene Ontology annotation, cellular component: cytosol; peroxisomal membrane. Lineage: Eukaryota; Fungi; Ascomycota; Eurotiomycetes; Chaetothyriales; Herpotrichiellaceae. Gene Ontology annotation, biological process: protein import into peroxisome matrix. The record is from RefSeq and is a predicted model, not a curated record. Bases 1 to 4434 code for a protein of 1477 amino acids. The transcript is spliced from 2 exons. Gene Ontology annotation, molecular function: ATP binding; ATP hydrolysis activity.